AUGCUCGCUCGACCUCUCAUGGAAACAUUACGAUUAAUAGUUUAUAAUUGGAAAUUAAAUGAAGCAAAAUUAAUACUUAAUCAUAUGGUAUUAAAUUCAAAUUCAAUUGAUAUUGAAAUGUGUACUAAUUGUGCACAAAUGAAUGUUGUCGAAGUCGGUCCUUUUUGGUUAACUCAAUAUCAACCAUCUAUUUUGAAUAACAAUACAAAUCAACAUAACAGUUGUCCUACAAAUGGGCAACACUUUUUGAUUGAAUUUAAUGUAACGUAUGAAUUUGUUUCACUACCAGCAGGUCUUAAAAAUGAACGAUGUAGAUUGUCAUAUCGAAAUAUUUAUUCACGAUUAAAUAUAACUGGAGAUAUGUGUACCUGUUUUUGUAAUCGAUUAUGUGCAAGUUUGUUUAAACAUGAAGUUAGAUAUCCAAUCGAACGAAAAGUAGUCGAUACUUCAGGACGAUUAGGUUCUCUAUAUGAUGCAUCAACAGAUACUUUAAUUGAACGACAUUCACCUCAAGAAACGAAAAGCAAACUACUAGAUGAACCCUUCGUAUGUCGACUGUUUUCAGGUAACGAGUCAAGAGAACUCAUUGAUUUUCUAAGAUAUGUUGGUUUUGAUGAUGCAAUGCAGCAAAGUAUUUGUCUACAGAUGGUCAAACCACAAGGCAUUAGUCGUCUUAUUGAAUAUAAUCAAUCUGUUAAUGAAAAUACUCGUUUUCUAUAUUAUUCUUAUAGGCAUAGAGAAGAAAAACAAAAGUGUAAAUGUCGACAAGCAAACACAACCAAUCCAGCAUUAUUAAUUCCGACUGAGUCGACUUAUAAAAUAAAGAAAAUAAUAUGGGGCAUUGAGAUUUUAUUUAUAAUACAAAUUGAAAAAAAUCAACCCAUCGACACAAUUCAUCAAAUACUUCUUUAUAUUUGUCAACAGCUUGGAAGCAACUACCUUCCAAUUCAAUUGCAUAAUAAUGAUCGACGUCUCAUCGAUCAGUUAACCAAUAUUACUGUAUAUGGAUCCGAAACGUGUGUCGAUCCACACAGUACAUCAAUGUUGAGUACUCUUACUCGAAUACAGGAUUGGCAAAGCAACUUAAACUUUCAUCAACCACUUAUAUAUACGAUGGAAAAGCUAAGAAGACAUAAUGAUGGUUCAUCAAAUUCAGAAGUUGAUCAUUUACGUCGUUCAGACGAUUUUGCUAUUACGGAAGUCAAUAUUAUAAUUAAUCCUUUAAAUAGUCGUAUUAAAAAUAUUACACAAAAUUUUCAAAAUCUGCCAAAAAGUUUUUCGAGUAUAACAUUGAAUCAAUGUUUAGAAGAUCUUCAACAACAAUAUCGUUCUGUAUUGGUCUCACAGAAUAAUCUUCUAGAAUGUUUUAGAGAAGAAGUUGUAAAUAUUCGUCGACAAUGUCAAAGGUCAAUAGUAUUAAACAAUAUCCUUAAAAAUCAACGUUACGAAUGUUUAGCUAAAACUGAAAUGGAAAAUUUUCAAAAUAUUAUUCAACAAUUGUUAAAUAAAUCAAAAUUCUUGGAGACAUUAAACGAAGAUCAAAUUCAAUACAUCAAUGCAAACGAUAUCCGUUCUAAUAAAAAAAUACUAACGACAAUUAGCGACGUUGAUACCAUACUCGAACGUACUUAUUUCAACGAUAAUGUCAUUUUAUGGUAUUCAAGUGACAAUAUGAAAUUAGAACGAGAAGAUGAAUGGAGACAAACAUAUCAAGAAUUACUUUUAGAAUUACCGCGCUGUGAACCACGAAGAAAAUUGAUCUAUGUUGAUUUUAGUGAUUUCGAACAAAAAUUAGAAUAUUUUAAGAUCGUAAGAUUUCCAUCGACAAUACACAAUGAUGAUAAGUCAACAUCUUUACCACCAAUUGAAAUUAAUGUUUUACUCAUGGGAGAAACAGGCGUUGGAAAAUCAACAUUUAUUAAUGCAUUUGUCAAUUACUUAAAAUUUGAAAAGCUCCAACAAGCUGAACAAGGUGAACCAAUUGUAUUAAUUCCAGUUUCAUUUCUCAUUACUAUUGGUGAACAUUUCAAUGAAUUUAUUGUUAAAUUUGGUGAUGUUGAUCAAAAUGAAAAUUAUGAACAACAAGGCCAAUCAGUAACACAACAAUGCAAAUCAUAUGUAUUCAACUUGAAUGAUAGAUUAUGUUUACGUUUAAUUGAUACGCCUGGUAUUGGUGAUACACGAGGAAUAAAUCAAGACGUUAAAAAUAUCAAUCAUAUAUUGACUUAUAUUAACAAUCUUUCUCAUUUAAAUGCUAUUUGUUUAUUACUUAAACCCAAUGCUUCUCGAUUAAAUAUUUUGUUUCGUUCAUGUGUCAAACAGUUAUUAACUUAUUUAACACCAAUUGGUUAUAAUAAUAUCAUUUUUUGUUUUACGAAUUCUCGAGCAACUUUCUAUGCACCAGGUGAUACUGGUUCAUUGCUACGUAAAAUGCUCAAUGAUGAACAUCUUGAUAAUAUUCCAUUCAAAAAAGACAAUACUUUUUGUUUUGAUAGUGAAUCAUUUCGAUAUUUAGCUGCAAGAAAAUGUAAUAUUGAUUUUGAUGAUUAUCAACAACAAGAAUGUCUUAAUAGUUGGAAUACAUCAGUAAAAGAAUCAGUUCGUUUACUUAAGCAUAUUCAAACUUGUAAACCAUACAAUCUAGGAGAUUGGAUGUCACCAAGAAGAACUAUUCUUGAGAUAUCAAUGCUUGCUCGACCUCUCAUGGAAACAUUACGUUUAUUGAUUUAUAAUUGGCAACUAAAUGAAGCUAAAUUAAUCGGUAAUCAUAUAGUAUUAAAUUCCGAGUCAAUCAAUAUUGAUAUGUGUACUUAUUGUGCAAAAGUUGAUAUCGUCGAAAUCGGUCCAUUUCGUUUAAUUCAAUAUAAACCAAUCAUUUCAAAAACUAGUGCAAAUCAGCAUCUUCGUUGCUUUUUCGUGGUACUCAUACCCUGUCUCAUCAUCAGUAAAAGCAAUGCGAAAGAUUGCUCUCAUACUACCACGCUUAAUCCAACCAGCACACCUAAAUCAACCAGCACACUUAUCACAACCAGCACACUCAACCCAACCAGCACAUCUAGCGCCUCGCCUGGACCUCCAGGAUGGAAUGCUAGUGAUUAUCUAUCAAACAGUGACUAUUAUCUUAACUUGACAAUUGAUCAUCCUUUCAGUCAAGAAGACAAUCUUCGUUUGGAUCGUCUUUCAUCACCACGCUUUUCUCCAGAUGGUAGCAGUAAUGCUAUGUAUUUGCGACGACAAUAUCAUAUGCCCGAUUGCAAUGGAUCGUCAACAACAUUGCAUUGGGUCGAUUUGAGAAAUCCUUUGAACGACAUAGUUGUGCAACUGACGCGACCAAUUUGGGGAGUUCAUGAUCAGCAAGUACACGAAAAGAAAACUAAUGAGUAG
This is a messenger RNA of Rotaria sp. Silwood2, 3384 nucleotides long. The record is from the annotation of a GenBank genome assembly. Lineage: Eukaryota; Metazoa; Rotifera; Eurotatoria; Philodinida; Philodinidae.